Molecule: messenger RNA, 555 nt
Organism: Ruditapes philippinarum (Manila clam)
Lineage: Eukaryota; Metazoa; Mollusca; Bivalvia; Venerida; Veneridae
Product: large ribosomal subunit protein uL22-like
Exons: 4
Coding region: 60-506 (148 amino acids)
Biological process (GO): cytoplasmic translation
Cellular component (GO): ribosome; cytosolic large ribosomal subunit
Molecular function (GO): structural constituent of ribosome
Source: RefSeq, a predicted model, not a curated record
GCCAACAUUGGUUUUGAUAUUUUUAGAACACCAGAGAGACGGCUGCAGCUGUCAAGCAUAUGCAUGUAAAGCGUGCUACACGUUAUUUAAAAAAUGUUAUUGCCAAGAAGGAAGUUGUUCCCUUCACACAUUUUAAUGGAGCUGUAGGCAGAAAAGCACAGGCUAAGGCAUGGGGUGUCACACAAGGUCGUUGGCCAAAAAAGAGUGCAGAAUUUCUUCUGCAGCUAUUGAAAAACGCUGAGAGCAAUGCUGAAUUCAAGGGACUUGACACAGAUCAUUUGGUGAUUGAACAUAUUAUGGUAAAUGCAGCUCCAAAAAUGAGGAGACGAACAUACAGAGCUCAUGGUAGAAUUAACCCAUACAUGAGCAGUCCAUGUCACAUUGAGUUGAUCCUGGCUGAACGUGAGGCGGCUGUACCUCGACCAGUGGGUGGUGAAGAUGAGCCAGUAAAAAAGAAGGUCUCACAAAAGAAAUUGAAAAGACAAAAGAUGAUGAUGAGAGAAUAAACCAUGCACUGACCUGUACAGUUAAUACAAAUAAAGAAAAAAAACUGAA